UGCCGACUCGCAGGAGGAAUCACCGGGUGAUAAACAAGUCACUGACUUCUGGCCGAGCUGCUCUAAAACACCUUCCUUUAAUCUGCAGCUCCCACUAAAACCAUGCUAUUUUUAAGUGCUUAAAGCAAAUAUCUUGCAGGUUUGGGAUCGGAGUGGCAGCCAUGAAGGACCCGAGUCGCAGCAGUACCAGCCCCAGCAUCAUCAGUGAGGAUGUGAUCAUCAACGGGCACUCCCACGAGGAUGACAACCCCUUUGCUGAGUACAUGUGGAUGGAGAACGAGGAGGAGUUUAACAGGCAGAUUGAAGAGGAGUUGUGGGAAGAAGAAUUCAUUGAGCGCUGUUUCCAGGAGAUGCUGGAAGAGGAGGAGGAGCAUGAAUGGUUUAUUCCAGCCCGUGAUCUCCCACAAACAAUGGAUCAAAUCCAGGACCAGUUCAAUGACCUUGUUAUCAGUGACAGCUCAUCGCUGGAGGAUCUGGUGGUCAAGAGUAAUCUGAAUCCAAACGCAAAGGAGUUUGUUCCUGGGGUGAAGUACUUAAACAUUUGAGUAGACUGGGCCCUCUUUUGGUGGAUGUAGCACAAUUUCCACACUGUGAAGCCAGUAUUAGAAGAUUUAAUUGUAAAAGCUCUCUCUUCUUGUCACUGUGUUACACUUAUGCAUUGCCAAAGUUUUGUUAGUCUUGCAUGCUCAAUAAAAGUGCUGAGACUGUUA
This is a messenger RNA of Vidua chalybeata, 710 nucleotides long. RefSeq names its product poly(A) binding protein interacting protein 2 (gene PAIP2). The record is from RefSeq and is a predicted model, not a curated record. The transcript is spliced from 4 exons. Gene Ontology annotation, cellular component: cytoplasm. NCBI's taxonomy places the organism in Eukaryota, Metazoa, Chordata, Aves, Passeriformes, Viduidae. Gene Ontology annotation, biological process: negative regulation of translational initiation. The coding region runs from base 162 to 545 and encodes 127 amino acids. Gene Ontology annotation, molecular function: mRNA regulatory element binding translation repressor activity.